AGGGUAUGAUGAUAAUCUAUCAACAAGAUACUUGACCCAGCCACUUGUAAAUUCCAACGCUCGUACCCAGUUUGAUGGCACUGAAUUUGCAAUAGAUGACCAAUUGAUCAGCAAUUCGCAUCAGGCACAAAGCACAAGAAGUGAUGCCAAUGCUGUUGGGCUGGCCCUUGGUCCUCCACAAUCAUCUACAUCAGUAUUUCAGGCUAUCAAUUCUUCUUCUCAGCCAUCCACUCUUAAUCCUGUAGAUGACUGGACAACCAAUCGAGAUUUCUUUUCAGAGGAAGAGAUUCGCAUUAGAAGUCAUGAGAUGCUCGAAAAUGAGGAUAUGCAGCACUUGCUCAGAAUCUUCAGUAUGGGAGGCCAUGGCUCCAUUGAUGUGCCUGAUGAUGGGUAUGCAUUCCCCUCAUUCAUGCCAUCACCAAUGCCCAGCUAUGACGAAGAUCGCAACCGUCCUGGCAAAGCUGUUGUGGGGUGGCUGAAAAUUAAAGCGGCAAUGAGGUGGGGUUUCUUUGUUAGGAAGAAAGCAGCAGAGAGACGGGCACAGCUUGUGGAGAUAGAGGAUGAAUAGAAGCCCCUCUGAAGCUACAACUUGAGGAAUUAGGGCUGAUUGAAGACGUUGGUUUCAAAAGUCUUGAUGAAUGACUGACAUUUGUGGAGAUCUGUGAUAAAUGGCAAGGAAUCUAUUCUUGUACAGCUGCCUGUACAGUAAGUUGUUUCUGUUUAUUUUUCUCAGUUGUGAAGAUUUCUCUCAUCACUCUUCGAAUGACAUAUGGUCUUGGCUUCCAAAGGGGUAAAUUUCUUAUUGCCUCUUUUGCUGUUGACAUAUAGGGGACUACUUCCAGUAUUUUUAGGAUGACUAUACUCUGUUGUUCGGCUAAAUAUUGCACAAGGACCGCUGGCUAGUAUUUUUAUAUUUAUUGUGCUAGUUGCUUUUGUACUUUGAAUUGACUGAAAUGCCACGAAUAUAUUUUACUUCAGACC
This is a messenger RNA of Prunus avium (sweet cherry), 981 nucleotides long. The record is from RefSeq and is a predicted model, not a curated record. NCBI's taxonomy places the organism in Eukaryota, Viridiplantae, Streptophyta, Magnoliopsida, Rosales, Rosaceae.